Molecule: messenger RNA, 1313 nt
Organism: Ruditapes philippinarum (Manila clam)
Lineage: Eukaryota; Metazoa; Mollusca; Bivalvia; Venerida; Veneridae
Product: cytidine deaminase-like
Exons: 3
Coding region: 85-315 (76 amino acids)
Cellular component (GO): cytosol
Molecular function (GO): cytidine deaminase activity; zinc ion binding
Source: RefSeq, a predicted model, not a curated record
AAUAUUGGUAAUUAAUGAAUUACAGGCUGUAAUGUAGAGAAUGCGUCAUAUGGUUUGUGCGUCUGUGCGGAGAGGAACGCCGUCAUGAAAGCGGUGUCCGAGGGGAAGAUGAAUUUUGUAGCGGCAGCUGUCUCGUGUGACAUUAAAGGCGACUUUAAAGGUCCGUGUGGCGUCUGUAGACAAGUAUUUGCUGAGUUUAACUUGGACUUGGAUCUUUAUCUAACCAAGCCAGACAUGACGUACAAGAAAGUACUUCUAAGGGAACUUUUACCCAUGGCUUUUACCCCUAAGAGUUUAGAAGAGGAAAGAAUUUAGAAAAAUGAGAUAUUUACAAAGACAUGCCGCCCAAUAAGGAGUGCUAGGUGAUUAAAUGAUACAUUAAAACGUGUUUUAAUUUCAUUUACUAUAUUUGACAUGUGAUAACUAUCUACACGGGGAUUUGGAUGGGUGAAGAAAGAAAUAUAGGACCUUACAACCCGUUGUUUUUCUCUCCUUGAACUUGUUUAAUCUCUUGAAUUUAGAAAAUAAUAAAAUAUAAGAACAUAUAGUCAUUGCUCCUACAUCGACAGGGAUUACCGUUUAACAAAAUACUGAAAAGACGGAACAAGAAAAUCAUGGUCAAAAUUUGUACUUUUAAAUGAAUGUUCUAAAGAUGAACGUAUCUUUAGUGUAUUUUUAGUGACCGAGACGUUUAUGAUAUAUACACUAGGGCAGGAGUCUACGAGCUUUCCGGACGACCCUCAUAUAAAUAUAAUUUGUAAGUACCUUACAAUGUCAACUUGAUUUGUGUUCGUACACAAAACUAUAAAAGAUAUUUAAGUUGUUUUUUUCUACGAAUACAUGACUUAUUUUCAACAAGUGCAUGGUAUGAAAAUAAAGUGUUUAUGAGUGGCGGUAGCCACGAGUGAAAUAUGAUAAUUUUCAUACCACAAGAUGAAAAUAAAACGUGGAUUUAUAGGGAAAAAAACUUUUUUGUUUUAUUAUAAUUAUAUAUUUUUCAUUUUAAUGACAUUACAAUUUGAAAGAGUUGACCUUCAAUUUUGUGUAUUGGGAGAAUAUAAAAGAAAGUAAUCCGGGAAUAAACCAGUAAAAAUACGGAAAAAUAUAUGUUCAACUGCAGUGAAAAUAUUUUUACAGUGAAAAUACGGAAAAUGAAAAAUACGCAUUUUAUAUCAUGAUACAUCUCAAUAUUUCAUUUAUAAUUACAUAAUAAAUAAUCUUAUAUAUGCACAUGUACAAUGUUAUGACGUAAUAUCUUAUGUAUAUACCCAUGAUAAAAUGUUUGAUGUAACAUUUUUUUACAUAAAUGUACA